AUGAGAGACGGAAGCCUCAGCUAUCGGAGAUUCUGUGCGGAGGCAGAUCUGCUACAGAAGCGGUCACAUGAGAUAGCGAGCAAGCAACAAGUAGGGAGCGGCAAGGGUGUGGCGACGUGGGAGUGGAAACACGGAAACAGACAGCACUUGGACGGAGACUCGUAUCUCUUGGAUGGAGAUAUUGACGAGCUCUUGCAGGUGGGUAGGAUCGAGCAAUCCAGGAAUGUUGAGACAGCGUUGCUCGAAUUUCACAUCGUCUAUCACACCAUCUACCAGACACCAGUGCUGUACUUUCGAGUGCAGGCUGUCGAUGGAACACCGGUGAACAGCAACAUAGUCACGCGUGACUUGCAGUUCCCUGGUUCCAACGGGCGAUCUACAUUCGUUGCAAUGGAAGAGCAUCCAGUGCUGGGCAAGCCGUUCUCGUGUUUGCAUCCAUGUGAAACUGCAACAGCCAUGCAGCUUCUUCUGGCCCAACUCCAAGCUAGAUCUACUGAAGCUUCAUCGUAUACGAACGUACCUCAAUAUCUCGUGAGCUGGCUCAGCUUGGUACAGCCGCUGACAGAAAUCUCGCCGUUAGACUAUUAUUCCGUAUGA
Molecule: messenger RNA, 597 nt
Organism: Phytophthora infestans T30-4
Lineage: Eukaryota; Oomycota; Peronosporomycetes; Peronosporales; Peronosporaceae
Exons: 4
Coding region: 1-597 (198 amino acids)
Biological process (GO): macroautophagy; protein modification by small protein conjugation; protein lipidation
Cellular component (GO): intracellular anatomical structure
Molecular function (GO): Atg12 transferase activity
Source: RefSeq, a predicted model, not a curated record